Molecule: messenger RNA, 831 nt
Organism: Arabidopsis arenosa
Lineage: Eukaryota; Viridiplantae; Streptophyta; Magnoliopsida; Brassicales; Brassicaceae
Source: the annotation of a GenBank genome assembly
GACCAAAAGAGAUUGAGCGAUUCGCAGACUCGAGGACGCGACUGUGUGAGAGAGAGAGAGAAAAUGGCGUCGUCAUCAUCGAGAGGAGAGAUGGAGAAGAUGGGAAUCGAUCAGCUGAAGGCGUUAAAGGAGCAAGCGGAUCUGGAAGUGAAUCUCCUUCAAAAUAGUCUUAACAACAUCCGUACAGCCACCGUCCGUCUUGAUGCCGCCGCCGCAGCUCUCAACGAUCUAUCUCCUUUGAUUGGCGAUGUUACCACCACCGCCGCUGCUAGAUGGCAUGAUGCAGGAACCUAUGAUGCCAAGAAGAAAACCGGAGGUCCCAAUGGAUCUAUCAGGUUCAAGGAAGAGCUAAACCGUCCACACAACAAAGGUUUGGAGAAGGCAGUCGCUUUUUUGUGGUAUAUGCCAAUGAUGGAGCUUGGUGUGUCGAGUGACAUGUUUGACAUCAAGAAGAACGCUUUGAAGAACCUGUCUAAGCAACAAAGUUCUUAUCGAAUCAAGCUUUUAUCGUCGUACAAGGAAAUGGUAGCUGUUGUUGUUGAGAUGGUAAAUGCAAGCAGAUCUCUGAGAUCUUAUACCAAACUAGGUACCGAGUCACUUGUACAGUUCUCUUGCUCUAAGGAAGAUUCAACAGUACUAUUUGGGCAGAAUUUGAAGCGGAGGAAACUGAUCGCAACUUUAGCGGCAAAAUAGGUUACGUGAGCAUGUUUCUAAAAUAUAUAUUUUGUUCUUCAACUACUCCAGGUUGGAUCCUGGAUUGGAGAAGGUGUCCUCUUUGUUGUUGUAAAUACUCUUGUCUGCGACAAACUUGAAUAAAUCAAGUUUCUUAGC